AUGGAUUCUUUGGACUCCCUCGAAGAGUACGUUGACAAUUACAACGGCGAUAAUAAGGGAAGUGUCGUCAAUACCCCUGGUGACCUGGCCACUGUUGAUGAUUACGGAUUGAGCGGGGACGGCGCUUCCCCAUAUACGGGACCGAAUUUACCUGCAGACAUCUCUAAUUUGGCUGAAAGCCUCAACUUCAGUGGCAAUGUCCACGGUCAAAUCAACAGCAUAGCGAAAACUGGAACCAGUAACGGACAGAUUGCAAAUAUGGAUACAUAUGGAGCUCAGGCGGUGCCGAGCUUCAAAGCAGAUGACUUCUUUUUGAGCAGCAACACAACCAGUCAGACAAAUAGUAAGAGCUUGAAUCUGGACGAUGAAAACAACUUUGCCAGUCCAAUUUCGACAGAUGCAGCUGCAUUACAGGCCUAUGGAUCUAAUCAGGGGUUGUCUUCCGGAACCAAUUCUCAGUAUUUUUCACCAAGGCCUGUUUCGGAGGCUCCACCAAUGAGUAAAAGAUCUGGAUCUAUUAGCAAUCAGUUGGGUAAGAGCUAUACGUCACAAUUGGGAACAUCCUUAAACAAUAUGCUAUCACCGGCAUCAACGUAUGAUGGGUUGGCGGAAUCUCCGUAUGGGUCAUUUCAAGGCAGUUACAAUGAGAAUUACUUGAAUUCGCCUAUGAACUCGCCUUCUUUGAAAGCGUUUGGAUCACCCGCAUCUGUAGGAUCGCAUCUGAAUCCCAAGAAUGCAAUGUCUAAAGAAGGAAAGCUCAGUAGAAGAAGAGAGCUUCAUAAUGCUGUGGAAAGAAGGAGAAGAGACCUCAUUAAGGAGAAGAUUAGAGAGUUGGGGACGUUGAUUCCACCUUCUAUUCUGUGCGACAUUUCCAAACUGAAGACUAGUCAACAGAAGAAAGAGAUACGAGCCAACAAGAGUACAAUUCUAGCAAAGUCAGUGGACUACAUUCAGUAUUUACAAGACAUUCUGCUGAUGCAGGAGGACCGUAAAGGGUUAUUGGCAUCAAAGAUUACCACACUAGUGGAAACGGGAGUUCCUGUACCGGAGGGCAAGUUGAACGGGCCUGAAGGUGGUAGAGUGAAGCAGGAGAUAGGGAGUCUCGGGUUUGCUCCCACGGUGUCGUCGACAACAUAUUCCAAUACUACGAGUCCGUUUGCGUUGAGUUCGGACAGUCCAUUGAAGGGUGGAGAAGACCCCGAUGCUUAUUUAAAGGAGUUUCUUAACACAACGCCGCCAGGGGGACCAGAAGUGCAAUACGAUAAUUAUGGGGAAGAAUAG
Molecule: messenger RNA, 1281 nt
Organism: Brettanomyces nanus
Lineage: Eukaryota; Fungi; Ascomycota; Pichiomycetes; Pichiales; Pichiaceae
Exons: 2
Coding region: 1-1281 (426 amino acids)
Biological process (GO): regulation of transcription by RNA polymerase II
Molecular function (GO): protein dimerization activity; RNA polymerase II cis-regulatory region sequence-specific DNA binding; DNA-binding transcription factor activity, RNA polymerase II-specific
Source: RefSeq, a predicted model, not a curated record